Molecule: messenger RNA, 1122 nt
Organism: Diabrotica balteata
Lineage: Eukaryota; Metazoa; Arthropoda; Insecta; Coleoptera; Chrysomelidae
Source: the annotation of a GenBank genome assembly
UUGACAUUUGACGUUGUAAAUUUCUUUUCCGGUGGAUUUCACAUUAAUUAGUGCCAAAAUGGCAAAUCGUAGUGCAAAUCCCAGGCGUAUUCCCGAAAAUGAAUCAACAAUCCAAUACGUUCAAGCCGAUGGCUUGGCUGUAAUGAAGAUGGUUAAGCAUUGCCAUGAAGAAUCUACCACUAAUAUGGAUAUUGCACAAGGGGCAUUGUUGGGAUUAGGGGUAGAUAAUAGACUUGAAAUCACGAACUGCUUUCCAUUCCCCAAACAAACUGAUGAAAAUACAGAUGAAGAUGAAUAUCAACUAGCAAUGAUGAGAAGACUGAGGAGAGUAAAUGUUGAUCAUUUUCAUGUAGGCUGGUAUCAGAGUGCUGAUGUGGGCAAUUUUUUAAGUCUUCCUCUUCUUGAAUCACAAUUUCAUUACCAGACAUCCAUUGAAGAGUCUGUAGUUGUAAUCUAUGAUACACAAAAAUCGUCUAGAGGUUUCUUAACUUUAAAAGCAUACAGAUUAACACCACAAGCUAUUGAUAUGUGCAGGGAAGGUGAAUCAACUCCUGAAGCUCUUUUGAAACUGAAAGUUGGUUUCGAGAACCUGUUUGUGGAAGUACCUUUCAUUAUAAAGAAUUCUCCAUUGAGCAACAUUAUGAUGUCAGAGUUAGCAGAACUAGUUCCAGAGGAGGAAGGUUCCAAAUUCUUGGACUUGGGAACAGCUUCAGUGUUAGAGGGACAAUUAAGGUGUUUAAUGGACAGAGUUGAUGAAUUAAAUCAAGAAGCAAUCAAAUUUAACAGGUACCAACAGCUUGUAAGUAGGCAACAGCAAGACAAGCAUCGUUAUCUACAAAAAAGAGCUCAAGAGAAUGCAGCCAGAGUUGCUAAAGAUGAACCACCAUUGCCAGAAGAGGACAUCAACAAAUUGUUCAGACCCCACCCAGUACCUCCUAGGCUAAACCCAAUGAUCAUAGCAGGACAGGUCAAUACAUACAGCCAAGCUAUUUCACAGUUCUGUUCUCAGUCUUUGGCUAAGCUGUAUAUUACACAAGCACUACAAAAUGCUAAAGAAGCAAACUCCAAUUUGUGAGACUUAUCUUUUAUAAUUUAUGAGCAUUAAAAGUUUGUAUUCAUCUU